This is a messenger RNA of Bolinopsis microptera, 456 nucleotides long. Its product is annotated as adrenodoxin-like protein 1, mitochondrial. Gene Ontology annotation, cellular component: mitochondrion. The coding region runs from base 1 to 456 and encodes 151 amino acids. The record is from RefSeq and is a predicted model, not a curated record. The transcript is spliced from 2 exons. Gene Ontology annotation, molecular function: 2 iron, 2 sulfur cluster binding. NCBI's taxonomy places the organism in Eukaryota, Metazoa, Ctenophora, Tentaculata, Lobata, Bolinopsidae. Gene Ontology annotation, biological process: P450-containing electron transport chain; positive regulation of oxidoreductase activity.
AUGCUGAAGAGGAAGGGAAGUAAUGUGAAUUAUGCUGAAGAGGAAGGGGAGUUACAUGGAUCACCUUACCAGAUAGGACUAGAACCCGAGUCCGAGGAGGAAACAGUCCGGAUAAACUAUAUACUCCGAGACGGAACAGUCCGGACAAUAGCAGGACGGACAGGAGAUAACGUCAUGUACCUCGCGCACAAGCACGAUAUUGAGAUAGAGGGCGCGUGUGAAGCGAGCCUGGCGUGUUGCACGUGUCACGUGUAUGUGGAGGGUGAGUACUGUGAUAUGUUGGAGGAGGCGAGUGAGGACGAGGAGGACAUGUUGGACAUGGCUCCGGAGCUCAGGGAGACCAGUAGACUGUCAUGUCAGAUUGUGUUGGAGAGGAAGUUGGAUGGGAUUACGGUGCAGAUACCCAGGAUUACUAGGAACUUUUAUGUGGAUGGUCACGUGCCUCAACCUCACUGA